GUCAGUUCUGGCUCGGAGACGCCAAGAGAUCGAAGACCAACGCGAUUUGCGACCUCAUUCCCAAGGACUGCAAGCUGAUUCACAAGGCGCUGGACGGCGACAAAGUCGACUUUGAGUGCCAGGCCCAGGCGCCCUUCCUGAAGGACUCCGCAAACCGCUUGCUCACUGUGAAGUUCACUACCAAGGAGCAAAAGUUUGUCACAAAGGUGACGAAAGCUCAGCUCCGCGU
Messenger RNA from Symbiodinium natans, 229 nucleotides. The record is from the annotation of a GenBank genome assembly. NCBI's taxonomy places the organism in Eukaryota, Dinophyceae, Suessiales, Symbiodiniaceae.